UUUCGGGCCUAGGAUGAAGGGUCUAGGCCCGAAACGUCAGCUUUUGUGCUCCUGGGCCUGCAGUGUUCAUCCAGCCUCACAUUUUAUUAUCAGUGUGAGAGAAACAAUGUGAAAGAUAGGGGUAGGGAUAGAGAAAGAAAUUGAGAGUGAAACAGAGAGAAAGAGAAACUGAAAGUCAGAGGAGUGGGAGUGAAACUGAGUGUGAGAAAGAUUGAUAGAGAUUUAAAUAGAGAGAGAGAAAGAAUGGGAGAUGAGAGGAAGGAGGGAGGCACACAGGCUGAGCUAAGGGACGUGAGUUGACUUUACAUCUGCUGUCCCGCCCAUUCCUCAUACCCUUCAGUGCCCAACAUUUGCUCUUCUCAAUCUUGAAUAUGAUCACUGAUGCAGUAUCUGUAAUGCUCUGGAGUAGAGAACUCAAAAGACACAAUCCUGUGAGUGAAGAAAGUUCCCUUCCCUUGUUCUGAGACACUGCACCCCUUUUGUGUUAGGUACCUUAACCGGGGGGGGGAGCAAAACCUUGUAAUAUCUGUCAAUCUCCAGCCAUCUUGUAUGUUUCAAUGAGAUCAUAUUCUCCUACAAAACAUUGGCCCAGAUAAGGCUCCUCCUCAUAUUGUGAGAAAACCCCCUCAUCUGAGAACUGUCUAGUGGAUGUCUAUAAAGUAUGCCCUUCCCCAGUUUAAGGGGUAUGCUGACCAUGCUGAGGCUCUCGGUUAUUUUUCUAGUAGGAGUAUUGCUUGUGAGGACAAUGGCGUGGACCUCUUCUGGAAACUCGCAUUCACAGCUAGUCCAGAAUCUUAAAAGUUAUCAGGCAACUAUUAGUGCACCUCAAAUGCACGCAUAUGCACUGGAAUGUCUGAACAGCCAUCUGUAUGAAGGGGCUCGAGCUCUGGAUGUGGGUUCUGGAAGUGGCUACUUGACUGCCUGCAUGGCCAAAAUGGUGGGAGCCACAGGGACAGUGGUUGGAAUUGACCACAUCCAGGAACUGGUGGAACAAUCCAUUCGCAAUGUGCAGUCGGAUAAUGCCACAUUGCUCAGCUCAGGCCGGCUCACUCUGAUUGCGGGAGAUGGCCGCCGCGGUUACCCCGAAGGAGCGCCUUAUGAUGCCAUUCACGUGGGUGCAGCUGCAGCUGUAGUUCCUCAGAACUUGCUGGAUCAGCUGAAGCCUGGUGGCCGUAUGGUCGUUUCAGUUGGUGUAAGCGGGGGGAGUCAGUCAUUACAGCAGUUUGACAAAACGUUAGAUGGAACCAUUGUCCGCACCACACUGAUGGGAGUGAUAUACGUGCCCCUGACGGAUCGGGAGAAGCAGCUAAGAGGGCAUGACCUGUGAAGGAAUGAGGCAGAGUCUCGCCAAUACCCCCUGGAGGACCUGAUUCUGUACGGCUGACGAAGAUUGUGUUUUGACCUCAGUAUCACUCUCACUUGAUGGAAAUCAGUGCUAUGCCUUAGAUUUGGAUGGUGGGGUUACUCUUGGAUAUCAGUGAACUGGUUUGAACGUGGGUGGUCAGUACUAUUGACAUGAUUGUAGAACGGCCCACAGUGUGUCUCUGUGGUGUAGAUGGAAUCCACAAUAAAACAUCUGCUUGGCUCACAACAA
Stegostoma tigrinum is the source of this 1594-nucleotide messenger RNA. RefSeq names its product protein-L-isoaspartate(D-aspartate) O-methyltransferase-like. Bases 662 to 1327 code for a protein of 221 amino acids. The transcript is spliced from 8 exons. Gene Ontology annotation, biological process: protein modification process. NCBI's taxonomy places the organism in Eukaryota, Metazoa, Chordata, Chondrichthyes, Orectolobiformes, Stegostomatidae. Gene Ontology annotation, molecular function: protein-L-isoaspartate (D-aspartate) O-methyltransferase activity. Gene Ontology annotation, cellular component: cytoplasm. The record is from RefSeq and is a predicted model, not a curated record.